Messenger RNA from Chironomus riparius, 2769 nucleotides. The record is from the annotation of a GenBank genome assembly. Lineage: Eukaryota; Metazoa; Arthropoda; Insecta; Diptera; Chironomidae.
AUGGAAGCUGUAGAGUUACAGGAUGAAAUUAUUGAGCAAGAGAAGAUUCCUUCAAUUAUCACAGAUGAAUAUUUAUCAGAAUCGCUGCAAAAGUAUGAAGAAUUCAUCAAGGAACUUCGAAGUCAGGGAAAUUAUGAGCUAGCAAAUCAGUUCCUUAAUUUAUCGACAAUCCUCGAAAAUGUUCACUUCCAGUUGAAAAGUGAGGAACGAAAAACGCAAGACUUACUUGAUCAGCAACUUGAUGCGACUGGAAAAAUUCAAGCUGCAUUAAAAAUCUCUCAAAAAGACAAUGACACAAUAGCAAAACUUAAAUGUGAAGUCACGAGUGCAUGGAAGGAGACAGAUGCAUCAAUAUUGAGGGAAAAUCACAUGAAUGAGUCCUUGAAUGUCACUAGAGAGCGUUACUUGACAUUAAAAGAGAAAUUACAAAAAUCCUCAAAACUUGAAAUGAACGAUGAACUUGGGGAACAUAAAUUGACAGUUUUACAGCAAUGUGAGCGUCUGCAUGUAGAAGUUGAGGAAGUAAAUAAGCGACUUUUUGUACAACGCGAAUAUUCUGAAGAGCUGCAAAAGAAGCUUGAUGAUUCACUUGAGAAGAAUCGUGAUUUAUAUCGAGAAUGGGAUGCAGCUACAAAUGACAGUCUAGUAAAUAAAAAGAAGGCUGAUAAGCUUCAAAUGUCAUUGGAUGAAAUUAAGGAAGACUUUGACAAGAAUUUGGAAAAUUUAAUUUAUUAUCAAGAAUCGAAUGAAAAGUUCCUUAAAAGGCUUGCAGAACGUGACAAGCAGGUCCAAAAUUUAACUGAUAAACUUGAACAAUUUCGUAGUGACAAUUCUUGGCUAAAAGAAGUUAAGGCUAAAUUAGAACUGACGAUGAAAUCAUACAAGACUGAGAUCAAAAAUAUCAAGCAUGAAUUAAAACAAUUUGAAUCGUACGCACGCUUAAAAGAUGAUCAAAAUAGAAAAUUAGUUGCUGGGCAUGAGCAGGAAGUGAAAAAAGUCGAGAAUCUUGUGAGGAAAAUUUGUAGUGUCGAGAAGCUUAUGAGUCAGCAAGAACAAGAAAUGUUGAUUAAAAAGAAUGAAAUUGUAACUGCUGAGAAGGAAAGAGACUUGAUUAAGAAGUCAAGUGAUGACGUGAAGCGUGAAAAUGAUAAAUUAAGUCAGAAGAUUGAGCAGUUAUUGAGGGAAAUUGAGCGGUUGAAUACAUCACUUUUGACACUAAAGCAAGAGAAACACAAGCUUGAAGAAGAGCAACUGCUCAUCAAUAAUGAUUUAAAAGUAUCAAUAGAACGUGAGAAAAAAUCGAGUGGAAAUGUGAAGAAACUACAAGCAAAUAUUGAAACAGUUGAGGCUGAAAAAAUGUAUCUGACUGAAUCAAUUAAGCAAUUAAAUGAAGAUGCAGAAUUCAGAAAGAAACAAUAUGAACAAAUUAAAUCAGAAUUGGAUGAAUCGAAUGAGCAAGUUUCAUAUUUUAAGCAUGAAUAUAAUGUUGCAUUAAAACAUCUUAAAGAAGUCCGUUCUGACUAUCAACGAUGUCAUGAAAAGGAAUCAGACAUGAUUGAUCGAAUAACAAGAUGUAAGAAUCAAGUUGAUGAUCUUAAUAAUAAAAUGACAUUAAAAUUGACUGAAAUUUUGGCAUUAAUGAAGAAAAUUAAACAAUUGGAAAGAAAGAAUCGCGACAUUCGACGAGAAUUGGAGAAAUCUAAUGGAAUUUUAAAGUCAUGUCGUGUAGAAUUGAAAAAUUUCGAACAUGACAAUAGCUUGUUAAAAGAAGAAAUUCAUCAGAAUCAUGAAAGAUUUAUCAAAAUGAAAACUCAAGCUGAUAAAAUUGUCCGUGAACGAGAUUUAAUUGCCACACAAAUGUAUCGAAAGAAUGAUGAAAAUGCAUUGCUGGAAGAACAAGUGUCAAUGCUGAAAAUGUCAAUAGAGCGUGGAAAUUCAAUGUAUAAUGAACGAUUAGAGGACAUAAAAGUAAUGAAAAAUGAGAUCCAAAGUUUACGGUCACAAUGUAAUGUGCUUAAACGUGGACUUGAAAAUACUACUGAUAUGAGACAUGAAGUGCUGCAAUUGCAUCGAAAAUUGAAUCAAGAACGAACAAAAGCUAAGGUUCUGGAAGAUGAAAUGAAGACGCCAAUGAAUGUCCAUCGAUGGAGGAAAUUAUGUCAUCGAGAUCCAGGUCGAAUGGAAUUGUUGAGGAAGUGCCAAAGAUUACAAAGGAACUACUUAAAAGAGUCCACCAGAGUUUUAAAAUCUGAAGAAUUGAUAAAAGUUCUGCAAGAUCAGAUUUCAAGUUUGAAGAAGAAACUUUCGAGAUGUCCAAAUCAAGAUGUUUCUGAAAAGCUUUUGUUUACUAGGUCUAAAUUACAAGAAAAUACAAAACGAAUGAAAGCAGCAAUUGCCAUAUCUCGAGCAACGGAAUGUGAAGUUUAUAAAAAAGAUAAAGAAAUUGCUGAGACACAAAAAGAACUGAAUGUUAUUAAGUGUCAGCUGUUCAAAGAGAAACGAACGAAGCAGAAGUUGAUACAAAAACUGAACGAGUCGAGGAAAAAUUCGGAAAAUCUUGAGUUUGAAAAGGAAGUGAAUGAAAAGCUGAAAACUCUUGGGAAUGCAUUGAAGCGAAGUUUGUUGACUUAGUUUUGUUGCACAACCUGUGAAAUUUGAUUUCUUCUGUUUUAAAAUUCAAAUUAUUGAAGCUGUUUGACUGGUUUUGUUGAUUUUCCCCAUUUUUUGCACAAAAUUUUAAGUUUAAUAAAUUCUUCUGUUUUUGGAUGA